AUGUUUUUCAAAACUUUCCUGCUAAACGUCUUACUAAUCACCCAGAUCAACGGACUACCAAAUAUUUCCGACAUAACAAACUUUUUCAACAAUGAUAUCGACGUGCCAAAAACACGACCAGAUAUAACCGACAGAAUUGGGCUCUAUUCCCUCUAUUCCCAUAUUCCCCUUCCCAGUGAACUAGGUCAAUAUACUGAUUAUUUGGUGAUCUAUCACUUCCAAAAUGUAUCUUUCGCUGGAAAAAUACUAGAGUUUGAUUCGAUGGGAUGGUUGAAUGGGAAACAAAGUAUCAAUCACAAACUACCGUACUUCAUUGCAAAUCCCUCUUUCCGAACAUCUCACAUUUCAAAAGCAUGGUGUGAUUCUACUGAUUUCUUUCAUAUCGGCUUCCGAAUCUAUCAGACAACUCGAGAAGCUGGUCUUCCUUAUCAGGUGAAAUGUGCCACGUGUCAUCCAAUUAUCGAAGGACUCAACAACAUCAACUACUUGUUUCCGGAGAGAGAUUUUAGUCAGCAAUUGACAAAACUGGCGAUUGGGACGAGACAUCUCAACAACGACAAGGACUACUGUAGUUAUAUGGAUUGUGAGCAGAAUCCACGUGUUGCUGAUUUCGAGCAAUACUUGCUGGAGAACGAUUUGUACUUUGGAACUUGGACAAGAUGGAGUGGGGAGCAUGCGACAACUGAAGCAGAUCGAGAAGUUUUAGGUUAUCCCAAUGGAGAGUUAGCGAUUCACUCCCGUCGAACCAGUGGAUUCACCAGUAUGUGCGGAAUGGAAUUGAAUGGAAAAGUGAUCAGUAGUAACAUUUUUGUGAAUGGCGAUGUAGUGGGACCAGAUGAUUCCGAUGAAAAAAUCUUCACCUAUCAAGACUACGAAUCGCUUCAAGUUACUGUCGGAGCUGUGAAGGAUGAGCAAUUGGAACUUUUUGUGUUAUGGGAUAAUUGGGGAUGUUGCUCGGCGUGUUGCUGUCCUCCAGCUAUUUGUGGACACGACUUUCAGACGUCUUCGGAUUGCGAAAACGUCUUCUCAUCUAGAACUCGAACCGGACACCUCUCCGUUAGACUUCUCGAAAAUAGAGUGAAGUCGAACCAGCAGCACUUGAUAGAGCUCUUCAAACUUCUCUCGAUUCCACCAUAUACGCAUCGUGGCAUUCCAUUAUUCUCCUCCCUUCUCCAGAAUAGUCCAGCUGUCAAAUUGGCUGUUGACACAAUUAAACAAUCGCUAAUUCCCAAAUUUCUAACUGCCAACAAAGCAGCAAGUGGCUAUAAAUUCAGAUCAGGAAUGUUUGUAGUGUCCGAAUCUUGUAAAUCGCAUGUUCAAAAAACUGACUGUUUGGAAUGGGCGAAGUGUCAUAAUGUUUCGCUGGCAGAUGCCAAUAUGGAAUCCUCGGAAACAGUUUCAGACUCGUGUCAACAGGUGCACUUUGUGGACAUUCGAGUGGGAACUGACCACAUGAAAGUGAUAGUCGGCCAACAUCAAAACCUUCGAAUUCGUGUGGAUAGUGAGGUGUACGACAUGAACAAGAUCAAGCCAAAGUGGAGAAUCAACUUGCGCAAACCGAAGAAAUUCGAUAAGUCCCGCCCAUGUCUGGCGCAGGGAAUCGUCCAGAGAGCCGAUGAGAUUUUGAUCUUGAACUUUGUAAUGUGGGAUCUGAAGGUUGAUUUGAUACUAGGCAAUGAGAAGGUUAGAAUCACUUUUGCGAGUGAUCGGAGGAGUGAGAGUGAUCGUGUGGUAAAGUACACUAUUUUCUAUUGGGCCAUUGCUAUAGUCGCCUUCUUCCUAUUGCUUAUAGCUGCGGUCAUCUUCAUGCAUCGGGAGAAAACGCGACGGAUGGAGCGUGCAAUAAAAUCUGCCACUACAGAAUAA
Messenger RNA from Caenorhabditis briggsae, 1866 nucleotides. Lineage: Eukaryota; Metazoa; Nematoda; Chromadorea; Rhabditida; Rhabditidae. The transcript has 9 exons. The record is from RefSeq and is a predicted model, not a curated record. Bases 1 to 1866 code for a protein of 621 amino acids.